Messenger RNA from Peromyscus californicus insignis, 9115 nucleotides. It is a transcript of the gene Prcd, whose product is annotated as photoreceptor disc component. Bases 2797 to 2958 code for a protein of 53 amino acids. Lineage: Eukaryota; Metazoa; Chordata; Mammalia; Rodentia; Cricetidae. Gene Ontology annotation, cellular component: photoreceptor outer segment membrane. The record is from RefSeq and is a predicted model, not a curated record. The transcript is spliced from 5 exons. Gene Ontology annotation, molecular function: opsin binding.
GUAUAUGUGCAGGGGGCGGGGGACUGCGAGCUGGGGGCGGGGAUGUGGUCUGCUGGGAAAAAAAUGUUUAAAAAAAUGAAUCCGUUCCAAACCCCCAGUCCUGUGUCGGGGAGCCAAUUCUGGCACGGUAAAGACUGGGCGGGAUGGGGGCGUCGCGGCUGGCGUCUGCCCGCCUGCCUACCCACCCGCCAGCAAGGCCACCGCGGUCCUCGCUGGGAGAGGUAGGUGUGGCCAAUGUGCAGAAGGGGCUGGGAGGACCAGGGGGUCACGCGGCAUGGGCAGAGCGAGCUGCACCCGCGUGCGCCCCGGGCUGGUGCGGGGCUGGGGGCGAAGGGACCCGGCUCUCGGUGCGCGGUGUCUGGACCUGUGCGCGUGCGUGCGUACCCUUCACGCCGUGGGGAACUGACUCAAAGUCAAACACACCCAGGCAUUGCCUCCCUCUCUGCUGGAGAGGACACACUUGCAGACAAAGCUGGGCUUCUGUAGUCCCGCCGCUCCUGAGCCCGAGACAGGGCCCGUACCACUGUUCUCAGACCCGGGGACCUCAAGUUCUGGCAGGUUUAGAGCUAUGGAUAGUCUCCCUUCCCAUCUGCUGUUCCUGCUGGCUCUCUGAACUUGAACGCAUGUCCAGUCUGGGGAACCAAAGGCCCGUGUCCCCUUUCCUCCCCACCGAUGCCACCCCAUGAGGGCAAGCAGGAAGGAAGUCCCGAGUGGCCAAUUAGUGACAGACAGGUAAGAACCAGACACUGUCCUGAAUUCUGGCCCUGGCCUUGGUGAAGUUUCAUAGAGGCUGUGGCAGUCAGGUGUGAUGGAUCUGGGGAGCCAGAAGUCAUAAGGCACAGGACAGUGGAGACAUCUGUCACCAUCAAGGAUUCCAUUUGAAAACCAGAAGGCAAAUCCUUCAUCGUAGACUGCUCAUGGAGAGGUGAGAUUCGGACAGAGGGAGGAUUGCUCUGUCUUGAGAGACCAGAAACCUCAUCUUGCCAGCACUUGUCCAGGCCUGGGUGUGGACAGCAGGAACCCCGAGACCACAAGUGCCCACGGGGCCUGACACAGAUGAGUGAGGUGGCUCUGGUUCUCCUCAAGGUUCCCUGUUAGCCCUUACCCUGCUCAGGAGUAAGUGAGAUGGGAAUCCUGUUGCCCAGGAGAUGGCUCUCCUCUUCAGCUUCGGCUCCUGUUGAUUUAAAAUCUUUAAAGGUGCUGGCCCACUCCCAAAGCCUUAAUGACCUGAGGUCCAUCCCUGGGACCCACAUGGGCAAGGACUCCUGAAGUUGUCCUCUGACCUCCACAUGUUCUCUCUCUCUCUCUCUCUCUCUCUCUCUCUCUCUCUCUCUCUCUCUCUCUCUCUCUCUCUCUCAUGUGCACACACACAAUAAUAAUAAUAACAAAAAUAAGAAAUCUAAAACAUAAAAUCAGACUUUAAGAUUCAGUCAUGGCAAUCAGCAAGACCCUUUACAGUCCCGGCAGGGCCCUCCCUGGAGCACAGUAUUGGGGUGCCUGAUGGGAUUCUUGGGCAGGAGGCAUUUACCUCCCAUCGUGGUCAGGGAAGGAAAACGGGAAAGUCUUAGAGGGAUGGAGCACAGUGUGGGUUCAGGUCCCAACAUCACUCAGCGCAUGCCCCUGCCCUGCCAUGGUGACUCCUGCUCUACUGCCCAGGAGGUCCAGGUGGGAUGUGCAAAGAAUAUUUCUAUUGAUUUUCAUCUUCUCCUCCAACUGCCAUACCUCCUAACACAGGAAUGUGUUGGUACAGUAAUCUAGCAUGUAACCGAUACACUUACAAUUUACAUCUAAAUUACAUAAGAUCAUUAUAUAAGAUAGAAUUUAUAGUUCACAUCUGUGAGUGCACACCUCGACUCUGCCUUUUACUGGAAAGAGAGCUUAAGGAGAAGAGUUCAGAGGGCUGCCAGAGCGAGCGAGCGAGUGAGCGAGCGAGCGAGCGAGCGAGGGAGCCGGUUCACACGCAUGCUCUGCUCGCCCAGGCUUUCCGGUUUCCUCAGCCAGGCCUCUUCCCUUCUCUUCUCUCAAUGGCUCUGUUGUGACAGCGCAGUCCCUCGACCUCACAGCCUCUGUCACUGAAGAGUCCUGCAUCCUUUCAUGUCAGCAGCCUGGGCAGAUGGCUGAGGGCUCAACCUUCUCCAGCACCUGCAGGUUCCGACACCUCCCACGACCACUCUCCCUCACUCCGGUACUGGAGUUUGAACUCAGGGCCCUGGGAUGCGAGGUAAGCACUCCACCACUGAGCCUCUUUGACACUCUCUCCUUAGGUUUCCCAGGCUGGCCUCCAGCUCUCUCUGUAGUUCAGCCAGGCUUUGAACUUGAGAUCCCGCCCCUUCCCCAGUGACUUACAGGUCCUUGUCAUUGGACCAGGCCCCAGGUCUUCUUUGAAGCUCUCCUUGAUGUUUGCAAUGCCCCCAGUGCUCUGCAGGUGCCAUUAACACUGUGUGGAAGUAACUCACUUAACCCGAUUGCACUACCUGCCCUUGAAGCUGAAACUCGGGCAGUACUGAAGGCUCUAAAUAGAACAUUCUGGACAGGCGCUCAGAGCCAUCCUGUAUGUCUUGAAGGAGGUUGGCUUACUCUGCCACUAGAGGGGAGAUCUUGGGCCUGGUGAGUUUAAUCUCUCUUCACAAGGUCAGUUCUGCUGACUCCACUAAUCAGCUUGAACCUCCUAAUCCGUCCCCAGGAACUUCAGGAAACAGCAGGUGGCUUGUGAGAGGUGGCCGGGGCCAUUGCGGCCCCUCACCUGGGGCUUUCUUCUGUAGAGUUGGUCUUCAGGGGGGAUGGGGCAGCUGAGCCAUGUGCACCACCCUCUUCCUGCUCAGCUUGGCCAUGCUGUGGCGCCGCAGAUUUGCCAACCGGGUGGAACCAGAGCCCAGCGGAGUGGAUGGGGCAGCUGUGGGCAGCAGCUCGGACACAGACCUUCAGUCCUCCGGCAGGGAGAAAGAACCUGUGAGGUAGGCCCUCACUUCUUCAGGCACCUCAGCUCUGGGGACUGUAACCCACCGGCCCAGACAGCUGGAGUCCUGGUUCACCCCCAUCCCAGGAGGAUGUGGUGGGGCUGGACGCAGCAGCAGGAGGAGGGAGAAUGGGGGAAGCAGUCAUGGAGAAGACCUCAGUUUCCCCACUCAGUAAACAUGUUAAUUCUGCAUGGCCUGGUGCUGAGAUGUGAAGAGCUAAUGACCUCCUCAGGAAACAAGCUGUCGAGAAAAAUGAAGGGAAGUGGCCAGAUGAUCUCCAGGGGCUCCGUAGAUUACCCCCACCGAGACAGACUGUGAUGGACUGUGUCCGGAGGUGCUGACAAAGAUGUGCCUACAUGACGGACAUUUAUGGAGUGUCUGCGUGCCAGGGUACAAAAACAGACUCAGAGCACCUGUCAAACCCAACCAGCCACUGGACAAGAUAUAAGACGCAGACAUGGCAGUGGGUGGCACACACAGCGACCUCGUGACUGUCUCGGCCUCUGCUCAGAGACAACCACUUGUCUGGUGCUCAGGGAAGGGAAACCAGGACAGGUGAAGAGACAGUGCGACACUCGUGGUGACCCACACAAACAGAAGCAGCAAUGACAAUUCAACAGGAUACGGAAAACCAACUGCACUUGAACAGAAGUAAACUGACACAGGGCGAAGACUGGGAGGGAACACUGGCCAAACGGAAGACAAAUGGCCCGGGUGGGGCGUGGCUCGGCGGUGGGGCGUGGCUCAGUGCUGGGGUGUGGCUCAGCGGUGGGGCGUGGCUCAGCGGUGGGGCGUGGCUCAGUGCUGGGGCACUGGACUAGCAAGCGCAAAGCCUUGGAUUCAGUCCCCCGCACCACACACAUCUAACAAACCCCCAAACAAGCUGGGCACUGUGGUGCACUCGGUAGGCAGAGGCAGGUGGGUCCCUGUGAUUCCGAGGCCAGCCUGGUCUACAUAGUGAGCUCCAGGCCAGUCAGGGCUACAUAGUGAGGCCCUGCCUCAAAAACAAAACAAAAAUCUAAGAAAGACUUGGCAUCUAGAAUAGAAAUAGCUUUGGGGUAAAGAGCAAGGGUAAAGAACCCUGGCAGAGGGCCAGGGUUCAGGUCCCAGCACCCCUGAGGUAGCUCACAACAGUCUGUAACUCCAGUUUCAUGGGAUCUAAUGCCCUCUUCUGAACUUAAAGGGUUCUCAUGUGCACCACCGCAUGCAGGUACAUAUGCACACAUAUGAAAGUAAAGAAAUCAAUUAAAAAAUAGAAUGAAGAGCUUUUACAGCUGAGGGGCUGGAGAGCUGGCUCGGCAGUUACAAGCUGCUCUUCCAGGAGACCUGAGUUCUAUUCCCAGCACCCACAACUGCCUGUAACUCCAGCUCCAGGGGAUCUGACACUCUCUUCUGACCUCUGGGCACUGAACUCACAUGCACACAGCCACCCCCACAUACACAAAGAAAAAUAAAAUAAAAAUAUUUCUUAAAAGAACUUUUACAAAAACAAAACAAAACAAGCCGGGCGGUGGUGGCACACGCCUUUAAUCUCAGCGCUUGGGAGGCAGAGGCAGGCAGAUCUCUGAGUUCGUGGCCAGGACAGCUAAGGCUACACAGAGAAACUCUGUCUCAAAUAACCAAAACCAAACCAAACCAAACCAAAACUUUUACAAUUCAACAAUUAGUACAAUUUUUAAAAAGGGGGAGGGGGCCGGGCGGUGGUGGCGCACGCCUUUAAUCCCAGCACUCGGGAGGCAGAGCCAGGCGGAUCUCUGUGAGUUCGAGGCCAGCCUGGACUACCAAGUGAGUUCCAGGAAAGGCACAAAGCUACACAGAGAAACCCUGUCUCGAAAAACCAAAAAAAAAAAAAAAAAAAAAGGGGGGGAGGGGAAGGUUUUAAAAACCACUCUACGAAAAAAAAUAUGCAUAUGGCCAAUAAACUCAAAAACAUCAUCAGCCUCUACAAAGCUAUCAUAAAGUGAAUAUCUGGGGUGUCUGAAACCCUACAAUGUAACCACUUUGGAAAUGAGUGCAGUAGUGUCUUAUAAAGUAAUUAAGGCCGGGCGGUGGUGGCGCACGCCUUUAAUCCCAGCACUCGGGAGGCAGAGGCAGGCGGAUCUCUGUGAGUUCGAGGCCAGCCUGGGCUACCAAGUGAGUUCCAGGAGAGGCACAAAGCUACACAGAGAAACCCUGUCUUGAAAAACCAAAAAAAAAAAAAAAAAAAAAAAAAAAAGUAAUUAAAGGACAAUUAAAACUUAUGUCCACAAAAAGAUUUCACAAAAGUGUUGACAGCAGGAGCUUUGCUAAUUAUAGUUCCACACUGAAAAUAACCCAGAUAUCUACCAACAGAUAUCAAUGGGGACACUGAGGCAUGUUUGAACAUUGGAAUAACACUCAUAAACAAAAAAGGAAGUGUGGUAUUUAUGUAAGAGACAACACAGGAAGGUUAAGAAAGCAGACCCGGGAGGAUCGAGUUUGUGGUUAUAUUUAUGAAAUGCUAGGAAGAGAUGAGACUAAUUGAUACUGAGAGAGUGCAGAGCAAUGGCUGCCUCAGGCCAGGUCUGGGUAUGGGAACUGACUGUAAAAAAGGCAGGUGGGUGCCCAGGGUGACAACAAGGUUUUGAAUCUCGAUUGGGAAUAUGCCUCUAUGCAUGCAUGUGUUCGCUUACAGUACAUUUGGGAUGUAUUUUAUACCUCAAUAAAGAUGGCUUACAAAGUUCAAACCAAAACAAGAAGGAAACCUAAUCAUUAUUUGUUCAUAGUCCAGCAAAAACAGCAAGAUCGAAGCAAGUGUGGCACAGGCCUCUAAUCCCAGACACCAGAGAAGCUGGUUACAAGUUCAAAGCCGGGCUGUGCAACUUUAGUGAGAGCCUGUCCCCCACCCAAGCAAAAGCAAAGAGAGGGGAGCGGCACUUGUCUUGCAUGGACACGGCCGGGGUGUGUUGUCCAAUAUGGGGAGGGAGUGGGGGGAGGAAGGAAAUUAAGAUAAAAAGCAGAAUGGGACCGGGGAGAUGGCCCAACAGGUAAAAGGACGUGUUGCUCUUACAGAGGCCUCAGGUUCAGUUCCCAGCACCCACAUCAGGUGGUUCACUACUAUCUGACACUCCAGUUCCAGGCAAUCUGACACUCUACGGCCUCUGUAGGUAUCUGUACACACAGUGCAUGUAAACUCAAGCAGACACAUACACAUGCACGUAAAUAAAAGAUAUUUUAAAAAGUGGUAUAAUGAAUGUGAGAAGAAAUAAAUAUAAGCAUCAGGAAUUCCCAUUUGGCUAGGCAGUGGUGGCACACGCCUUUAAUCCCAGCACUCGGGAGGCAGAGCCAGGCAGAUCUGCAUGAGUUCGAGGCCAGCCUGGUCUACAGAGCGAUAUCCAGGACAGGCACCAAAACCACACAGAGAAACCCUGUCUUGAAAAACCAAAAAAGGGCUAGAGAGAUGGCUCAGAGGUUAAGAGCACUGACUGCUCUUCCAGAGGUCCUGAGUUUAAGUCCCAGCAACCACAUGGUAGCUCACAACUGUCUGUAAUGAGAUCUGGUUCCCUUUUCUGGCCUGCAGGCAUACAUGCAAGAACACUGUAUACAUAACAAAUAAAUCUUAAAAAAAAAAAAAAAAAGAAAGAAAGAAAGAAAGAAAAAAAAAAGAGUUCCCAUGCACUGUGCAAGUGCUUUGAAUAGACAGUCUUAAUCCCAGGAGAGUCAAAUGAUCCUCCUCCUCUCUUGUUGUAAAGAUCAAGGGAUGAGAAGGUGCAGUGGUACAGGCAUUUAAUCCCAACACCGGGAGGCAGAGGUAGGCAGCUCUCUGUGAGUUUGAGGCCAGCCUGGUCUACAGAGUGAGCACCAGGACAAGCAGAGCUACAUAGUGAGACCCUGUCUUGAAAACAAAAACAAACAAACAAAGAGAUGAGGAUAGAGGUAGGUAAAGUAAUCUGCCCAGAGUUAUUCAAACUAGGUUCAGUGGAGCUGGGAUUAGCCUCCAGGCUGGUCUGAUAUCAGAGCACAUGCUAAACCACCUGCCUAAGAAAGGUGCCACAAGGAGAACCUGGAGACCGACUCGGCAGGGUGGCUGAGGAGGAGCUGGAGACCAGCUGGAAUCCCAUCGUAAACAGAGAGCAGAGGAAGGGGAGUCAAAGCAAAGGGAGCAGAAACCACCACAAGGAAGGCUUAUGCAACAAGGUAACACGGAGAAGGCAGGAUUUCCGGGAACGGGGAGACAUGUCCAGGAAACAGAUGAGGUCCAGACAAUACUGCCUAGGCUUCAAAUUUGUUUAUUUUUAAAAAUCUGUUUUGGAGUAAUUUUAUUAGAGGAAACAGCUCUGCAGAUAAGGUGGGUGAAGGUACGGCUUUUCCUGGGUGUUUUGUUUUUUGUUUGUUGAAAUCUAAUCUCACUGUGUAGCCCUGGCUGGUAGAACUCACAGAAAUUCAUCUGCCUCUGCCUCCUGAGUGCUGGGAUUAAAAGUGUGUAUCACCAUUCCCAGCUUCUUCCAUGGAAUUCUUUAUGAAGACAUGGGAAAUACCACUGUCAUUUAUUCUGAUUAGGACUCUUGACAGAACCCCAACUUGAAAUGACUUAAACAAUGACAUUUCUUUCUUGUGUCUCACAUCCUGUACUUCACUGAAACUUUUAAGGAGUAUCCGACACACAGAAGUAGUAAACGUGAACGUGUCUCUCUAAACCAAUGAGAGGUGAAAGCCAAGGCUUCAGGACUGGCUGUCUCAGCAGCCUGCCAGCAGCCUCAAGGACUCCUUUCCUCUUUCCAGUCCCUCUUCAGAGGCAUUUGACUCUUGCUUUGAAGGAAGCCUCACAGAUUCCAGACGGCCGUGGCAAGCCCAAGCAUCACAUCUCUCUACAAUGUCCCAGAGCCAGAAGAGAGGAGGUUGCUUUUAAAGAAGAAUUCCCCACACUUGGCUAGACUUGUAUUGUAGACAAGAUGGAAGAAGACCAGCUUCCAGGCCGACCACCAACAUGCCUGCAUACAGACAUACUUCCUGUGAGAUCACUGGUGUGGCUGCUUCCAGUGUAAGCAGCCAGCUGCUUGGAGGUCACCACCAACCCUCCUUCAUGACCUUAUUAAUAAAAUCAAAGAUCCCCUUUGGAAUUAAGAAGGGAAUUUCAAUAUUGUAAAGACUGCUUUCUUACUGUGGGUUUCAGACGCGGCGUCUGUCAUCAGUCCCGUCGGUGACUGCCCCAGCACAGCAGGCCAGCUGACUGAUUUCCCCUGUGCACUCUGAGGUUGGGUCUCUGCUCGCACUGGGGCGAUCGUCAGCUUGUCCACCGACACUUAGCGCCAGGCCGUGGUUCUUUACUUGGUAAUAGCGAUCUGCACUAGUCUUGUAGGCUGGCUAGAGGGUUCUGCUGUGCGCAAGACUCAGAUGCACUAGAUCUCAGCAGCAGCGUGCAAACGGGAUCACAGUAACAUUAGCACUUCAUUCUGAGCAGCUCUGUCCUUGGCUGCUCAUUCAGGAGUUCUGAUGCAGUCUUUGAAGCUUCUCCAGUUAUUUCUAGACUGCCUACACAGUUGCGUCUCAUGUGUGCUCAGGCACAAGGCCUCUUGGCGUUUGCUCCAGCCUCUUGGCCACUGCCCAGCUUGCUGGUGGCACCCGAAUUGGUUGUGUGCCUGUGGCUGUUCAGUGAUGUACAAAUGAGCUGUGCAGGAGAAACUGUGCCCUUGUCAGGGGUGAAAUCCACACAGAGACCUAUGGCAGGGUGAGGAGCUAGGAACAGCGGCCUCUCUGUAGAGUGGGAGGCAUUAGCCUGGGGCCCCCAAGACGGGACAGCCAGAUCCAGAAAGAGGCUCCUACAGAUGCUCAUCCCCACUCCGCCACCAUGUGGCUCUAACCAACAAAACAGGUGCUCAGCAUUCUUCAGUCAACAUUUUUAUUAGUCUCCAAUCACCUCUGUGAAGACAGAAAACUUGCAGCUGGGACAUGAGCCCACAUCCCUAGCACUCACAUAAGAAGCUGGCUGCAGGGGCUGGAGAAACAGCUCAGUGGCUAAGAGCAUUUGUUCUUCCAGAGGAUCCAGAUUCUGUUCUCAGAAACCAAAUGUCACUUCACAACCGUAACUCCAGUUCCAGGGUAAUCUGACAUCCUCUUCUGUCCUCUGUAGGCACCAGGCACACAUGUGGUGCACAGAAAUACAUGCAGGCAAAACACUCCCCAGCCCCCCCCCAAAUAAA